Molecule: messenger RNA, 1351 nt
Organism: Saprolegnia diclina VS20
Lineage: Eukaryota; Oomycota; Saprolegniomycetes; Saprolegniales; Saprolegniaceae
Exons: 4
Coding region: 188-1324 (378 amino acids)
Source: RefSeq, a predicted model, not a curated record
GCCACCCAACAAGUCAUCGGUGUAGCACUGCGGUACUAGGAGCUGUACCAGGUACGUGCGGUAUGCCACAACACGUGGGGGUCGACCCUUCUGCCAUCUGAUUUGCUCUUGGCGCAUACGUUCAGUUGCGGUACGAGGCGUGAAAGAACCGCACAACUCGAACCAGACAGCGUCCGAUACAACGUUCAUGCAAAGCUCCUCGACCGACGACGAGCUCUCGUUUGCGACCAUCACGGCGUUGCUCGCAGGAACCACCGACCUCGACGACAUGACGAGCUCGUCCUCAUCUUCGUCCUCCAGUUCGCCAACACUGCCAGCCCGCCAAACCGCCAAAAACACCAAGCAGCGCUACAUCCGGCCCAAGCAAGAGCUCGAGUCGCUUCACGCCGAGCGUGCGAGACUCGUCCGGAUGCUGAACGCGAUCCAAGCACGGCUCGACAGUGUUCCGGCAUCCGCGCGGCGCUGGCAAACCCGCGCCAUCGAGCAAGCCCAAGGCGUCCAAAAAGCCACCCAAGAGAACGCCAAGCUCAAGUGUCUGCUUCGCGACCAGCGCCAGACGAUGGCGGCGCUAAAGAAGCUUCUCACGACACCCCCGUCCGCGCUGCCACCUCUCGGUGUGACGUGGAAGCAGGCCAUCCUCCAACACACGCACCGCAUGAACGACGUAAACCGCCUGCUCCAGCACCAGUUCGACAAGCGAAGCAGCGAGUGGGUCCGUUUUGGCUUGUACGACGUCCGUGACCGGUGUCUCGAGAUGCGCAAAGCGUUUGUGGAUCCAUUGCGCAGCUCGGACGAGACGUUGUCAGUGGUCUUUCUGCUAUCAAAAACCGUGCUCUUGCCUGUGACGACCGUCAGCAACGUGCUCUGGCACCACAAGGCGCAGCCCACGCAUGGCACGGCACUGGCACUCGAUGGCUCCCAAGAUGACGAUCUCGCCUACCACCGCGACCAAGUUCACUUGCCAGCCCGAACGCUACCGCCGAUCGAGGCCCGGACGGUGCUAAAACGCUACGUCCAGGACGAGCACAAUGUCACCUUGGUGUGGCAGUCGGUCGCCAGCGACCCGCUGUACCCACACUCGACCAAGGUCGUCGGCCGCCGCGAAGGCUGGACAACGAUCGACGCCAUCAAGGGGGGCGCGUUCGUGCAGCUGUUUGUGCGACUGUCGCUGCCAAUGUUGCUAUUGACGAGCGAGACCAUGUCGGAACUUGGCGUCCAUGAGGUUGUCUUGCACACCUUUGAGACCAGCUGCUUACAAUUUUGCGCUCAAUUGGACCGAGUGAUCCGCGCCUGUCAGCAGCAACAGACCUUCGAGUGGCAGUAAACGUAAAUGUAAAGUGUGUACCAGUCC